Messenger RNA from Amphimedon queenslandica, 507 nucleotides. RefSeq names its product 39S ribosomal protein L43, mitochondrial-like. Gene Ontology annotation, molecular function: structural constituent of ribosome. Gene Ontology annotation, biological process: mitochondrial translation. The coding region runs from base 6 to 434 and encodes 142 amino acids. Lineage: Eukaryota; Metazoa; Porifera; Demospongiae; Haplosclerida; Niphatidae. Gene Ontology annotation, cellular component: mitochondrial large ribosomal subunit. The transcript has 3 exons. The record is from RefSeq and is a predicted model, not a curated record.
CCACAAUGACGGUGACUUGUGGUCACGUGACAAAACGUGUUAAAAUGGCGUCCAGCAUUGCUCCCAUGUGUAAUGGGAUUUCUAGAUAUAUUCGUCCGUUAAAGAGACUCACUUUUAACUAUUGCGGGAAGGGAGGGAGCAGUAAAGGAACUAGAGAUUAUUUAAAUUCUCACGUGAUCCAACUUGCCAAAAACCACCCUGAAGUAGCUUUCUAUGUCCGUCCAAGAAAGUAUCGUCAUCCUCGGCUAGUGGCAGAAUACUUGAACGGUAACAGCCAAAUAGUGUCACUAAAGAACAUGGACCCCAGUGAGAUUCAGUGGCACGUCCAUCUUGUCUGUUCCUCCUCCGGAAUAAAGACACAGAAAUUAAAGAAACCUUGGCACACCGAUAACCCUUCGAUACAGGGAACAUGGUCACCAUUUUUGCACAAAUAAUGUACUCCAGCCAUAGCUUGUAAAAUAAUGUCACAUCUUUGAUUCAUUUAUGAUAAUAGUUUUACAAAUUAAA